Molecule: messenger RNA, 870 nt
Organism: Beauveria bassiana ARSEF 2860
Lineage: Eukaryota; Fungi; Ascomycota; Sordariomycetes; Hypocreales; Cordycipitaceae
Product: tetratricopeptide repeat domain protein
Exons: 2
Coding region: 1-870 (289 amino acids)
Molecular function (GO): protein binding
Source: RefSeq, a predicted model, not a curated record
AUGGCGUACAUGAAGCGACAUUUCAGCGAGUAUCCUGUCGCAAUAUGGCUUAACGCAAGAGAUGAAAUGGCACUGAAGCAGAGCUUUGCUAGAGCAGCGGAGAUGAUUCAGCGCCUGGACCCAUCUUUGUCCUACCUUUCAGCUGCUUUAGAGAGCCGAGAUCUAGAUGAAAUCUGGACAGCGGCCAAACGAUGGCUGGAGGAGCCGAUGAACAAUCGCUGGAUAGUCACUUACGACAAUUACGAUGACCCUCUUUUGGAUAACGGUGCCAUAAUCGGACGGCCCUCACAUAAUCAUCGAACUGACCCAAAGCCAAAGUUUCAAGGCCACGACGAUGGUUUUGAUUUGAAGGCCUUUGACAUUCGCCCCUAUUUUCCUACGGCCAACCAUGGUUCCAUCAUUGUGACUACGCGAUCAUCGGCGGUUAAUUUCGGGCCCUCGAUGAAAAUCGGCAAGCUGAGAGACGCGAAUGAUAGCCUGGAGAUUUUAGCGCAGACUUCAGGCCGCAAGAACUUUAAGGAAGGGCAUGCGGACAGAUUGUUGGAAUAUACGAUCAACAUGGAAGUCGCAGAUGGGACCCCGUGGGCUUUCCAUAGGCUAGGCACCCUCUACUCGGACCAAGGCCGGCUUCGGGAGGCCGAGACCACGUAUAAGCGAGCGCUAGAUGGUUGCGACGCGUGGGACCCUAAGCACACAUUAACGCUCCGCACAAUCAACAACCUAGGCAUCCUAUACACAAACCAAGACCGUCUUCGAGAGGCUGAGGCCAUGUAUAAGCGAGCGCUAGAUGUUUACGAGAAGGCGUUAGGCCCUAACCACACAUUAGCGCUCCGUACAGUAAACAACCUAGGCACCCUCUACGUGGACUAA